This is a messenger RNA of Penicillium paradoxum, 1677 nucleotides long. Its product is annotated as MFS transporter. NCBI's taxonomy places the organism in Eukaryota, Fungi, Ascomycota, Eurotiomycetes, Eurotiales, Aspergillaceae. The transcript has 4 exons. Bases 1 to 1677 code for a protein of 558 amino acids. The record is from RefSeq and is a predicted model, not a curated record. Gene Ontology annotation, molecular function: transmembrane transporter activity. Gene Ontology annotation, biological process: transmembrane transport.
AUGCAACAUCUUACCGAGAACCCAGACAAAUAUGAACCAGACCUCGACUACCCUAAUGAAACCCGCAGCCAUGAAUCUGACGACACAAUUGACCAUGUUGACACUCUCGAGCUAACUCGAAUCAACACCUACCGACUACAACAGAAGACAACUGUAGGCUCUACAAGAGGGCCUAUUCCCCGCGAAAAAUGGCUCCCUAUGGGCGCCAACAAGGAGUAUCCACCCCUGCUCCCAGACUCUGAAGACUAUGUGGUGGAGUUCGAUGGGGUCAAUGACCCUUUACAUCCAUACAACUGGUCUAUGACUAGACGAAUAAUGCUAGUUUGCGUCCUCUGUUAUGGAACCUUCGCCGGAUCAUUCACCAGCGCCGUCUUCUCGGCUGCGAUCUCUGGCGUCAGCCAAGAGUUCAACAUCAGUAGGGAAGUUGGCUCGCUCGGGGUGACACUCUAUGUUCUUGGAUUUGCAGCCGGGCCAACAAUCUGGGCACCGGGAUCAGAGCUGAUCGGCAGGCGAUGGCCGCUAUGUGUCGGUAUUUUCGGAUGUGGUAUCUUCACCAUAGCAUCUGCCGUUGCCAAAGACAUACAGACCAUCAUGAUCUGUCGUUUCUUUGCGGGUCUAUUCUCAGCUAGUCCGAUCUCAAUUGUUCCCGCAGUCUUUUCAGACAUGUUCAACAAUGCACAGCGGGGUGCAGUCAUGUCGAUCUUCUGCAUGGCUGUCUUUGUUGGGCCCUUUGCGGCACCAUUUGUGGGUGGCUUUAUUGCAGACAGUGGGCUGGGAUGGCGGUGGAUUAUGUACAUCUCUGCAAUCAUGGUCUUUCUGGGAUUCAUUCUCAUCCUUGUGUUCCUCGACGAGACCUAUGCUCCAGUUAUCCUCGUGCGCAAGGCAGCUACCCUCCGCCGACAAACUCGCAACUGGGGCAUCCAUGCAAAGCAGGACGAAGUGGAGGUGGAGAUCACAGAGCUUCUGCGGAACAACUUCGCCCGUCCUAUUGUGAUGUUGGUCACGGAGCCUAUUCUGCUUCUGGUAUCACUGUAUAUCGCGUUCAUCUAUGGCCUCAUGUACGCUCUCCUAGGCGCCUAUCCCGUUGUCUUCCAAGGCGUAUAUGGGAUGAACAUGGGACUCGGAGGACUUGCCUUCAUUGGGCUCAUUAUUGGGGAACUGCUGGGCGGUGUCUAUGUCCUUAUGAUUCAAAGCUCAUACAGAAUGAAGCUGGCGGCGAAUAAUGACACGCCUAUUCCUGAAUGGCGCCUCUCGCCAGCGAUUGUGGGAGCCGUGGCUUUUGCUAUUGGGAUGUUUUGGUUUGGCUGGACCGGAUUCACUUCAUCUAUUCACUGGAUGGCCCCUAUGGCCUCCGGAAUCCUGACUGGACUCGGGAUUUUCUUGAUCUUCUUGCAAUGCUUCAACUACAUUGUUGACUGUUACCCUUCAUUGGCUGCGUCUACAAUUGCUGCAAACACGAUCUUACGGUCAGCCAUCGGCUGUUCGUUCCCACUCUUCUCCCGCCAAAUGAUGGAGAACCUCGGUGUUCAAUGGGCAGGCACAAUGUUGGGAUGCAUUGCAGUCGUGAUGAUUCCCAUCCCCGUUCUGUUCAAAGUCUACGGCCCAUGGCUGCGACAGAGAAGCAAAUUGGCAUGCUCGCCAGUUUAUGAUGUUGAAAAGAAACCUUAUGAUGUCUGA